CGGGACCUUUGGAGCUAGCCAGUGUGUGUGCAAACUGUGUGAGGAGGGCUGUGGAGAGCGCUGGAAAGGCGGACUGAUGACAGCUGUCAGUGUGGACAAAAACACUACCAGUGUCUGAAGAGAAGCCGAAUGGCUCUCCCCUAAACCUCCUGGAGAAAAGAAACAACACUUUGGCAGUGCCGCGGGUUAUUUAAAGGUGUCGCCAAGGUAUUUACAUACAGCUCUGUGUAUUUUCUGGCCUCACACAUCAUUGGUGGAGCUACAGUUGAGGGAGCAACAUGGGGACACAAGGCUCUGGCAGAAAGCGUGCCCCUCUGAAAGAUCGGUUCUCAGCAGAGGAUGAGGCCUUGAGUAGUAUUGCCCGGGAGGCGGAGGCGAGGCUUGCAGCGAAGAGGGCGGCUCGAGCAGAGGCCAGGGAUAUUCGAAUGAGGGAACUUGAACGGCAGCAGAAAGAGGCUGACUCAGAAAAGGCCAGAUCCUCUAGUAGUAGUAGAUCCAGCAGCCGUCAUCGCCGGGGGCUGGAUGAUGAUGUCAUGUCAGUCCGCAGUUAUAGGUCAACCUCAUCGUCAGCAAAGCAUGACUUGGGGAGUCGAUCCAGUUCCCGUAGAAAAGAUGCCCUGUCCGAUGGCCUCUCUACUAGCUCCACCCUCAAGACUUCCCGCUCCACUAGUUCUGUGUACAAUGAUCUGCAUGGCCAUAAAAAGGCUUCAUCCAGCUCUUCGAAGAAGGACCUGCUGACUGGACUGUAUCAUGAUCAAAGGAACUACACCAGCCUAAUGAAGACCAAAGCACCGCCUCUUCCCUCCACUUCCACCUAUCAGCCUCGGGCCACCACUUCCUCGUCCUCCACCACUGGCACGGGGCUGUCUCGCAGCUACAGCAUGGCCUCGAUUUACGAUGACACCGGUCUUUAUGGCUCAGGGUACAGUUCAAAAGCUCCCUCUGAAUACAGCUGGUACUCCUCUGGAGCCAGCUCCACCCGCAGCAGCCCUGUGUCUUCCUCAGAUGAUGACACUGUCAGCAGCGUGUCCCAGGAGCGCUUCAGCAGAGGCCGCAGGGACAGUGUGUCGUCUGACUUCUCGGACAUUAGCGAGUCGGCUGCUGAUUAUUUCAGCCGCUCCAACCGAAGAGGCAGUAUUGUGUCUGACCUUGAUGAUUUGAGCAUUCCAGAUCUGGACGCUCUGGAUGAAAAGUGUGACAAGCAGUAUUCAGAUUUUAGUCGGUAUUUCUCUGCCUCUGUCUCUAUCCUUGUCAUUGUGUGUAUGUGUGUGUGUUGCGAGCAGUCGUCUGACUUCUCGGACAUUAGCGAGUCGGCUGCUGAUUAUUUCAGCCGCUCCAACCGAAGAGGCAGUAUUGUGUCUGACCUUGAUGAUUUGAGCAUUCCAGAUCUGGACGCUCUGGAUGAAAAGUGUGACAAGCAGUAUUCAGAUUUUAGUCGGCCCUCGUCCCGCUGUGCCACCCCAGGCCUCUCAGCAGCCACAUUGGCAUCGCUGGGUGGCACCUCGUCACGACGGGGCAGUGCAGACACAGGUAGCGCCUAUGACCCCGACACCAGCCUGAGUGAACUUAGGGAUAUCUAUGAACUAAAGGACCAGAUUCAGGAUGUAGAAGGGCGGUACAUGCAGGGGCUUAAAGAGCUGAAGGAGUCACUUGCAGAGGUGGAGGAGAAGUAUAAGAAAGCCAUGGUAUCGAACGCACAGCUGGACAACGACAAAGGCAACCUCAUCUAUCAAGUGGACACACUAAAGGACGUCAUAGAGGAGAUGGAGGAACAAAUGGCUGAGAUGAAGAGGGAGCUGGAAGAAAAGUCAAAGGAACUAGAAAGACAAAAGCACACAUGUACAGUCCUGCAGCAUAAACAAGAAGAACUGAAAGAGGGAAUCCGCCAGAGAGAUGAACUUAUAGAGGCCCUAGAGAGGCAGAAAGAGUACUUUGAUUGCAUUAGGAAUGAGAGGGAUGAGCUCAGAGAUGAGCUCGCUGACAUCAAGGGGAAGGCCAAAGCAGGAGAGAAACAUGGGCUGGUCAUUAUCCCAGACGGCACACCAAAUGGAGACGUCAACCAUGAGCCUCAGUCCUCAGGGAUCACUGUGGUCUCCCAGGAGGCCGCCCAGGUGCUAGAGUCUGCAGGAGAGGGCCCGCUGGAUGUGAGGCUACGGAAAUUGGCAGAGGAGAAAGAUGAACUGUUGGCUCAGAUCAGGAAGCUGAAGAAUCAGCUGGAGGAGGAGAGACAGAAACACUCAAAGAUGGACAGUGUAUUCACAGAUGGGGAGAAGAUGGAGAACGGCACAGACCUAAACAUUAUUGAGAUGCAGAGAGAUGCCAACAGACAGAUUAGUGAAUACAAAUUCAAGCUUUCUAAGGCAGAACAGGAAAUGGGUACAAUGGAACAAAAUAUUACCAGACUUGAAGGGCAAGUGUCCAGGUACAAAGCAUCAGCAGACAACUCAGAGAAAGUAGAAGACGAACUUAAAGCAGAAAAACGGAAACUUCAAAGAGAGCUGCGCACAGCUCUAGAUAAGAUAGAGGAGAUGGAGAUGACCAACAACCACCUAGUAAAGCGCCUUGAGAAGAUGAAGGCCAACAGGAACGCCCUUCUGUCACAGCAGUGAGGCAGGGCAGCAUCACCACAGAAGCCCUUAAACUCGCACCUCAAACCUCUGACUGCCAUACUGCGUCUGGAGCACAUUUCCAUUUUAGCUGUAACACUUUAAGAUUUGUAGCUAACCAAAAAAGCGUGUAGCACAGGCAAAAAAACUGAACUGUGUUUUUUUUUUUUUUAAACCGGAAGCAUUGCUUUUUUCUGGCAAGUGUUUGUUUUUGCUUUUUUGGGAGGAACAACUCAGAAACUUAACUAAUAAAACUACAAAGUUGCUGGGAGAUACAUCUGAGGAAAUUUCUCUAGUCACUACUUCAUUUUUUUCAGAGCUUUGUACUACAUCAUGUUAUCCAUGAGAUUUUUUUCUCUCUCUGGCCUGGGUGCUUGGCUGUACCUUGUUUUUUUUUGUUUUAUGAUAAGUUGCAUGAGUAUAAUGUUGCUUUUCACCCCUCACGGCUGCUCCGGCCCUGCACCUUCCCAGCUUCCCCUCACACAGUGAAGUGCCUUUUCACACUAGGAGACUGGGGGUGUGCACCGCUCAAUGAAACAAUAAUCGUUUUAACAGGUACAGAAUGAUAUUUAAAAUGGUGCAGUCAUUAUUUGAAAAUAUGUUGAACCAACUAUGUCUGCUGCGGUUCCAUUGAAAUUUUUCAAAUAUUUAAAAGAUUUCUUGAAAAUAAAUGUGUAAUUUACAGAA
This is a messenger RNA of Micropterus dolomieu (smallmouth bass), 3293 nucleotides long. It is a transcript of the gene lrrfip2, whose product is annotated as leucine rich repeat (in FLII) interacting protein 2. Bases 279 to 2609 code for a protein of 776 amino acids. NCBI's taxonomy places the organism in Eukaryota, Metazoa, Chordata, Actinopteri, Centrarchiformes, Centrarchidae. Gene Ontology annotation, biological process: regulation of DNA-templated transcription. The record is from RefSeq and is a predicted model, not a curated record. The transcript has 27 exons.